CUCAUCUUCAUCCUCAAGCUUCUUCUUAGAAGCAUCAUCAUCGACCUUCUCGUCUUCGACCUCAUCGACCUUCUUCUUAGCUUCAUCCACCUUCUCAUCUUCAUCCUCAAGCUUCUCCUUCUUAGCUUCAUCAUCAUCUGUCUUCUCAUCUUCACCUCUCUUCUUCACAAGAAGAGGAGCUAGCAUCUUCUUUUGGUUAACCAAACGAAGACCAAGACCAAGCUUUGGCUUUGGUUUCAGUGAAACCCUAUUGGUGUUGGUGUUGUUGUUGGAAGGAAACAAGGGUUUGGUGGGAAAGAACAGAGCAAAGGUGAAGGUCGAGAUUGACAUUGUUUGUCUGUGUUUGGGUUUUUUUUUGUUUUUUUAGUUUGAGAAAUAAAAAAAGGAAGAAGAAGAAUGAUAGAAGAGAAAUGUAGAGAAUAUGUAGGAUAUAAAGAGAGUCAAAAGCAUUUUGUAUUUUGUAUAUACACGAAUUACGAAAUGUAAGAGCAGAGAGUAAAUUAGAUUUUGGUAUUGGUAGUACCUUGCAAAAUGCUAGAGAAUGUAUAGGAUAUAAAGACGUCAAAAGCAUUUUGAAUUUUGUAUUUUGUAUAUACACGAAUUAGGAAAUGUAAGAGCAGGGAGUAAAUUAGAUUUUGGACAUAAUGCUAGAGAAUGUGUAGGAUAUAAAGACGUCAAAGCAUUUUGAAUUUUGUAUUUUGUAUAUACACGAAUUAGGAAAUGUAAGAGCAGGGAGUAAAUGAGAUUUUGGUAUUGGUAGUACCUUGCAACUAGAUUUUUUUGAAUCGUACAGAUUCCUUUAAUGCUUUUCUGUAUCAUGACAUCAUACGUUGCAUAGCGGAGUUGAAGAUGAUGAUGUGAGAUUCGUGGUAGAUUGGGAAGAAGAAGAAGACACACACGUGACUUAAAAAUAUUGAAUUGUGGGCAUCAAUGUUAAUAAGAAGCUAGAGCUACUUAACCAUAUUCACACCAUAGCUACGCAAGUAUGCACAAUGCCUAACCUUUCCACCUACUACAAUAUGUUUGGGACCUGUGAGUCCAAUCUCUUUCUUCUUCUACCUCUUUUGUUUGUGUUUCCUUUUGUAACUCUGUGAGUAGUUUAGUACUACUUGUCCACCAAGUUUCCUUUAAUGUAUAUAUCUACAUUCGCCGAUUGAGUCUAAUAUAGGAAGACAAGUUAGUAAUAGAUCCCUAGAAGCGGUAUCUAUGUCGUCAGCCGUCGCCGGCGCAUGUUUCUCGAUCUCCGUCGCCACCAAUAAUUCUCUCAAGAACUCCUCCUCCAGAUCGCCUCUCUCAUUUUUGUCCAUCGCUUUCAUCCCUUCCCGCGGACGACGCAAUAUUACUCUUCAGCGGCGGUGUUUCGUUGGAUCGAAGCCUACGAUCCUCGUUGCUGAGAAGAUCGGUGAGGAUGGUUUAAAGGUGUUGGAGGGUUUCGCGAAUGUCGACUGCUCGUAUAACAUGACCCCCGAGGAGCUGUAUGCUAAGGUCUCGCUCUGUGACGCUUUGAUCGUGCAUAGUGAAACAAUGGUUGGCCGUAAAGUGUUUGAAGCGUCUCGCGGACGGUUGAAGGUUGUCGGACGCGCUGGUGCUGGGUUCGACAACGUGGGCCUGAGAACAGCCACGGAGUUUGGGUGUCUGGUCGUCAAAGCGCCGAGGCCCAACAGCAUCGCUGCCGCUGAGCACGCAAUCGCUCUUAUGACUGCCAUGGCCCAAGCUGAAGCCAAGGCUGGAGAUGAGUUGGAAAUGAACAAGCUUGUGGGAAAGACCCUUUUAGUUUUCGGACUCGGGAACGUUGGGGCCGAAGUUGCUCGCCGUGCCAAGGGCCUUGGCAUGCGAGUCCUUGCUCGUGAUCCAUUUGUCGUAGCAGACCGUGCACGUGCCAUUGGUGCUGACUUAGUCCGCUUCAGCAGCUUAAGUGCAGCACUCGCCAAUGCAGAUUUCAUUUCUCUGCACUUACCCUUUAACGGAACAACAUGGCUAACACUACGUGACCAUCACUUUCCCCAAAUGAAGAAAGGAGUUUGCAUCGUCAAUGUUUCUCAUGGAGGUCUCAUCAAAGAAGACGGGCUAGUGGAAGCUCUGAAUUCUGGUAUUGUUGCUCGGGCUGCAAUUGAUGUCUUCACUGAAGAUUUACAUGAAGGGUGUAAAUACACUAAGCUUCUGCAGCACGAGAGGGUCACUGUGAUACCUCAUCUCGCAGCCAGUACUCAGAAAGGAGUUAGCACUGAUCUUGCUGAAGCUGUUGUUGGAGCUAUGAAUGGAGGAGGAGAGCUUGCUGCUACUGCACUCAAUGCACCUAUGGUUUCUCCUGAGGUUCCAACCGAGCUGAAACCAUAUGUGGAACUAGCCGAGGUUUUAGGAGAUUCGUUAAUGAAAGUGGCGUCCAGAGGAGUUGGCGGUUUGAAAAAUGUGAAAAUCACAUACGCCUCAGCACGGGCUACUGACGAUCUUGACACCAGACUUCUACGAGCCAUGGUCAUCAAGGGAAUCCUCGAGCCAAUCUCCUCUGAGUUAUAUGUCAACUUGGCCAACGCCGAUUUCAUAGCCAAGCAGAAAGGUAUGAGGAUCUCAGAGGAAUUUGUGUUCUUGGACGGGUCACCAGAGAGCCCUUUGGAGACAAUAACCGUUCAGCUAGACAUCGUAAAGCAUAUGUACCCAGAGUCCGUGUACCCCCGAGCGGACUUCAAAGUGGAAGGAAAGGUUAAAGACGGACUCCCGUAUGUGAUCAAGCAGGGAAGUUGGAAUGUGGAAAGUAAUUGUGUCGUAGGGCGCAUAAUGUAAUCAUGUAUUUUGUAUCACAAGAGGGACUUCUCGUGGUUAAUCAGUUUCAUCACUCUAUAUCAAUAAAAUAUAAAAAAUCCAUGUUCCACAUAACAACAGCUUAUAAGCAGUCCAACUUUGUAUUUACGUACGGCUGUCAAUAUGACCAU
Messenger RNA from Camelina sativa (false flax), 2930 nucleotides. Its product is annotated as D-3-phosphoglycerate dehydrogenase 1, chloroplastic-like. Gene Ontology annotation, cellular component: chloroplast stroma. The record is from RefSeq and is a predicted model, not a curated record. NCBI's taxonomy places the organism in Eukaryota, Viridiplantae, Streptophyta, Magnoliopsida, Brassicales, Brassicaceae. Gene Ontology annotation, molecular function: phosphoglycerate dehydrogenase activity; NAD binding.